GCAGGAGUCGUUCAGUAUGGCCACACACUCAAGUUUAUGCUUCCAGAUUAUUAUCAUGUUUUUGUGUGGCACAGUGUGUAGUACUGACAUUUCCUGUAAGAAUGAAGCUGGGGAGCCUGUUGAUUGGUUUAUCGUCUACAAACUGUCCAGGUAUAAAAUUGGCGAGAUUGGCAGUGGGGUGGAUUACAUGUACCUGGACUCCUCAGUGGGGAGCUGGCAGCCGAGUAAAUUCAUGGUUAACACCAGUCAGGGAGCCCUGGGGAACACCUUGAACCAUCUUCGGAAGAGCCUACGAGGGGUACUGCUCUUUGACCGCUCUCAAGGUUUCUGGCUUUCGCACAGCAUUCCCAAUUUCCCCUCAUUCCCUGAGAGAGGCUACUUCUACCCCUCCUCCGGAAAAGUCAAUGACCAGACUGCUCUCUGCGUGACCUACCACUAUGACAUGUUCCUCCGUAGAGCAAAGCAGAUGGAGUACUUUUACCCACGCUUCUAUAACUGCUCUGUAGCGGCUGCAUUCAUGGCCGACGUACCGCAGUUGGCCAAGUUAUGCAAGGGGUCCAACCGACCUCUGACCUCAGAUAAGAGAGUGGAGCAGCUUUUCUCACUGCAAGGGGACACGUUUGUCAGUUUUGUGAAAUCUGAACACUUUGUUGAUGACAUCUACACAGGCUGAGUGGCUCAGGCUCUGGAUGCCGACCUGCUGGGGGAGUCCUGGCAGAAACAAGGUCACAAGCUUCCUUCCAACUGCUCUUUGCCAAAACACGCCAUGAACAUCAAGAGGAUUUGGCUCCCCGCAUCAGUCCCGUUCCAGUCCCACUGCGACCACUCAAAGUGGUGCGUGUCGCAGGGCUACGAGGACCAGGUGACCUGCCUGAGGGAUCUAAACAGGGAGAGGGCUGCAAUGUGGCGUGGUGGGGGGCUGGUCUGCACCUUCAACCCCUUAAUUUACAAGGCCUUCGAUUUCAAAAUAGAUAAAACUGGUUUAUCGUCUACAAACUGCCCCAGGUAUAAGAUUGGCGAGAUUGGCAGUGGGGUGGAUUACAUGUACCUGGACUCCUCAGUGGGGAGCUGGCAGCCGAGUAAAUUCAUGGUUAACACCAGUCAGGGAGCCCUGGGGAACACCUUGAACCAUCUUCGGAAGAGCCUACGAGCAAAGCAGAUGGAGUACUUUUACCCACGCUUCUAUAACUGCUCUGUAGCGGCUGCAUUCAUGGCCGACGUACCGCAGUUGGCCAAGUUAUGCAAGGUGUCCAACCGACCUCUGACCUCAGAUAAGAGAGUGGAGCAGCUUUUCUCACUGCAAGGGGACACGUUUGUCAGUUUUCUGAAAUCUGAACACUUUGUUGAUGACAUCUACACAGGCUGGGUGGCUCAGGCUCUGGAUGCCGACCUGCUGGGGGAGUCCUGGCAGAAACAAGGUCACAAGCUUCCUUCCAACUGCUCUUUGCCAAAACACGGCAUGAACAUCAAGAGGAUUUGGCUCCUCGGAUCAGUCCCGUUCCAGUCCCACUGCGACCACUCAAAGUGGUGCGUGUCGCAGGGCUACGAGGACCAGGUGACCUGCCUGAGGGAUCUAAACAGGGAGAGGCCUGCAAUGUGGCGUGGUGGGGGGCUGGUCUGCACCUUCAACCCCUUAAUUUACAAGGCCUUCAGACGGGUUGUUGACUGGUACAUUGACUGUUGAA
Pseudoliparis swirei is the source of this 1685-nucleotide messenger RNA. It is a transcript of the gene dnase2b, whose product is annotated as deoxyribonuclease II beta. Gene Ontology annotation, molecular function: deoxyribonuclease II activity. The record is from RefSeq and is a predicted model, not a curated record. Lineage: Eukaryota; Metazoa; Chordata; Actinopteri; Perciformes; Liparidae. Gene Ontology annotation, biological process: apoptotic DNA fragmentation. The transcript has 8 exons.